Molecule: messenger RNA, 2290 nt
Organism: Spea bombifrons (plains spadefoot toad)
Lineage: Eukaryota; Metazoa; Chordata; Amphibia; Anura; Pelobatidae
Gene: CELF1
Product: CUGBP Elav-like family member 1
Exons: 16
Coding region: 199-1767 (522 amino acids)
Biological process (GO): regulation of alternative mRNA splicing, via spliceosome; mRNA splice site recognition
Cellular component (GO): ribonucleoprotein complex; cytoplasm; nucleus
Molecular function (GO): mRNA 3'-UTR binding
Source: RefSeq, a predicted model, not a curated record
CUCCCCCCCCUUCUCGCGGCCGCCUGGUGGAUCUGCCCGGAAGUGCCGCCAUUUUGGAUCAUUUGCGCGCAGGGAGACGGAGAGUGGAGCGUGACCCGGCUACGACGCGGCUGCACGUUGGGGUCACUGGACCUCCUGGUCUGAUUACUGCCUUCAUAAUACCAGAGAAAGCUGAUGGGGGCUAAUUAGAAAAAGACCAUGGCGUCAUUUAAACUUGAUUUCCUGCCCGAGAUGAUGGUGGAUCAUUGCUCACUGAACUCCAGUCCCGUAUCAAAGAAGAUGAAUGGAACCAUGGACCACCCAGACCAUCCGGAUCCUGACUCCAUCAAAAUGUUUGUGGGACAGGUCCCUCGCAGCUGGUCAGAGAAAGAGCUGAGAGAACUUUUUGAGCAAUACGGAGCCGUCUACGAAAUAAACGUCCUGCGCGACAGAAGUCAGAAUCCUCCUCAGAGCAAAGGAUGCUGUUUUAUUACUUUCUACACACGGAAAGCUGCGUUAGAAGCACAGAACGCGUUGCACAACAUGAAAAUCCUCCCUGGGAUGCAUCAUCCAAUUCAAAUGAAGCCAGCCGACAGUGAAAAGAAUAACGCCGUGGAAGACAGAAAGCUGUUUAUCGGGAUGGUUUCCAAAAAGUGCAACGAGAACGAUAUCCGCGUCAUGUUCUCUCAGUUCGGCCAGAUAGAAGAGUGCCGAAUCCUGCGAGGACCUGAUGGCUUAAGCAGGGGUUGUGCGUUUAUCACAUUUACAACUAGAUCCAUGGCACAAGGUGCAAUCAAGGCCAUGCACCAAGCACAAACUAUGGAGGGAUGUUCCUCUCCGAUUGUAGUCAAGUUCGCAGACACCCAGAAAGACAAAGAACAGAAACGAAUGACGCAGCAACUACAGCAGCAGAUGCAGCAAAUCAACGCAGCGUCGGUUUGGGGAAACCUCGCAGGGCUCAACAGCUUGGCCCCCCAGUACUUAGCACUUUAUUUGCAGCUCCUCCAGCAGACAGCCUCCUCCGGAAACCUCAACUCCCUAAGUGGCCUGCACCCCAUGGGAGGUGAGUACUCCACGGGAAGAACAUCAGGACUCAAUGCCAUGCAGCUGCAGAACCUGGCAGCUUUGGCAGCUGCCGCCAGCGCCGCACAGAACACCCCCAGCCCGGGCUCGGCACUCACUGCCUCCAGCAGCCCCCUCAGCGUCCUGGCCAGUUCUGGUUCAUCCCCCAGUUCAAAUAAUAGCUCAUCCGUCAAUCCCAUGACCUCUCUAGGUGCGUUGCAGACGUUGGCGGGAGCGACUGCCGGGCUCAAUGUUAGUUCUCUCGCAGGAAUGGCUGCUCUAAACGGAGGCCUUGGAAGCAGUGGCCUGUCCAACGGCACCGGCAGUACGAUGGAGGCCCUUAGCCAAGCGUACUCUGGGAUCCAGCAGUACGCUGCAGCCGCGCUGCCCUCGCUUUACAACCAGAGUCUCCUGUCCCAGCAAGGCUUGGGGGCCGCGGGGAGUCAGAAAGAAGGGCCAGAGGGGGCAAACCUUUUCAUAUACCACCUGCCGCAGGAGUUUGGAGACCAGGAUCUCUUGCAGAUGUUCAUGCCGUUUGGAAAUAUCGUGUCCGCCAAAGUUUUCAUCGAUAAACAGACGAACCUCAGCAAAUGUUUUGGUUUUGUGAGUUACGACAAUCCCGUCUCGGCCCAGGCGGCAAUCCAGUCUAUGAACGGCUUUCAGAUUGGAAUGAAACGCCUGAAAGUUCAACUGAAACGCUCGAAGAACGACAGCAAACCGUACUGAUACAUACUGCCCUGGGAAGUGAGCGAGAAGGAUGUUCUGAUCCCUUCUGCCAUUUGUCCAUCAUUGUGCCUCUAAAGCAUGUCGGUGUGGCGUUCAAGUACAUCGUCCAAAUCCUUGUUUCUCCAGCUUCUUUGAUGCUUGAACUCUCACCUCUGAACUUGUGUUGACUUUUUUUUUUUUUGAUGCUAAUGUGUAUUUUUAUGAUGCGUUUUUUCUUUUUCUGUGUUUUUGUUUUGUUUUUUUUCCUUGUGUGUUGCCAAAUUGAUUUUGCUACAAAAGAGUGCAAAGAGGGACACAAUAUUUAAAUCCGCUUUGAUUAUAAAAAAAAAACAUAGAAAAUCUAUUUUUCUAGAAAUUCAUAAAGUAACCACUUAAUUUUGAAAUGAUACUUUGUUACCUAUCCCUUUUGAGCUGACGUACCCUGUUUAAUAUGAGUCCUCUUUCUAUCAACAAACUGCUUUAAUUAGGUCAAAUUAAAUUAAUACGUUUCAUUUUUUUUGUAAAAAAAAUAAAUUUAAAAAGA